Messenger RNA from Gallus gallus (chicken), 2277 nucleotides. It is a transcript of the gene ADGRG3, whose product is annotated as adhesion G protein-coupled receptor G3. Gene Ontology annotation, biological process: cell surface receptor signaling pathway; adenylate cyclase-activating G protein-coupled receptor signaling pathway. The record is from RefSeq and is a predicted model, not a curated record. Gene Ontology annotation, cellular component: membrane. Gene Ontology annotation, molecular function: G protein-coupled receptor activity. NCBI's taxonomy places the organism in Eukaryota, Metazoa, Chordata, Aves, Galliformes, Phasianidae. The coding region runs from base 12 to 1763 and encodes 583 amino acids. The transcript is spliced from 13 exons.
GCAGAAAGGAAAUGAGGACGCUGCGGUUGCCUCAGGAGAAGCUGCGAGCCCCUGGGGAGCCUGCAGAAGAGCAGGGCUGUGGGACGGGAGACCCUGGAAGCAGCAUGGAGCUCACACAGCUGGGCACGGUGCUGCUGCUCCUGCUGCUCCCUGGCGCCGUGCCGCGCCAGGACAGCUGUGACGCGCUGUCUCGUGGGGACGAGACCAAGCAGUGCUGCAACAUGGCGGUGGAGCCGGAGGAGCGUGCUGAGGGCCGCGGCCUGGCCCUGGAGCUGCCCCACCAGUGCACGGAGCUGCGCCGCUCGGGCCAGCCUGCCUGCCGCUGCCUGCGGGCACGCUGGCUCAGGAUGGUGCAGUUUGCAGAGCAGAGCAGCACAGCCGGGCUGCGGGCACUGCACCUGAACGUCAGCGGGGCCGUGGCCCACGGCCUGCUCCUCGCAUUCUCCCCUGCUGAGGGCCCCGCAGUGAUCAGCUCAGCAGAGCAGGGCACAGUAGGCACAAUCCGGCUCCCCGGCGGGCUGUUCCCAUCCCCGAGCGGCCAGGCAGUGCGCGUGGUGGUGACCGUGCUCAACAUCCAGCAGCUCGCCAUGUUCCAGGAGGACAACCAGGUGGGAAAGGUCCUGGACGACACCGUGGUGGGCAUCGCGGUGGGCGAUGGGGACGUCUCGGAGCUGCGGGACCCCGUGCAGCUCACCUUUGCCUACCAGCCGCUGCCACACAACGUCACCCCACUGUGCGUCUUCUGGGAGCCCAACAAAGGGCCUGCCGGAGGCUGGAGCAGCCACGGAUGCGUCACACAGCCCGGGGACAAGGAGACAGUCUGCGCCUGCGACCACCUCUCCUUCUUCACCCUCCUCCUGAACCCAUCUCUGGACGUGUCCAUGGCACAGACGUUGGUGGCUGUGGCCAAUGGUGGCUGUGGAGUGGCUGUGGCUUUCUCCAUCUUCACCUUUGCCUUCUACAUCUUCUUAAGGUGCAGUUACAAGCAGUUCAGGUCUGAGGACACCCUCCGCAUCAACCUGGGGCUGCACAUGAACCUGGUCAGCAGCCUGUUCCUGCUCAACCUGGCUUUCCUGCUCAACGGUGGGCUCUCCAGCAGAGCCUCCAUGGGGCUGUGCAGUGCCCUGGGAGGGCUCACCCACUACUGCCUGCUCUGCUGCUUCACCUGGACGGUGCUGGAGGGCUGUCACCUCUACCUCCUCUUCGUCAAGGUCCUUGGCACCUACAUACACCACUACCUGCUGAAGCUGUGCAUUGUCGGAUGGGGCUUCCCUGCUCUGGUGGUGGUGGUGGCAGGAGCCACUGGCAGCUAUGGAGAAUACAGCAUUGGGAUGGUGGACGACCAGAUCAUAAUCCACCUGUGCUGGAUCAAUUCUGAACACCUCCUUGUCCACUACAUCACAAACUGUGGCUACUUCGGCCUCAUCUUCCUCUUCAACACCGCCAUCUUUGGGGUGGUGGCCUGGAAGAACUGCCACCUGUGGAGGAGUGGGGUGAUGCAGGGGCACUGCAAGGCCUGGAAGGUGGCCCUGGCAGCGAUGGGACUCUUCUGCCUGCUUGGAGCCACCUGGGCACUGUCCUUCCUCAGCUAUGGCAGCUCUUCCAUGCCCGUGCUCUUCCUUGCUGCUAUCCUCAACUCCCUCCAAGGUGUUUUCAUCUUCAUCUGGCUGGUUGUCCUCUACUACCCAAGGGCGGAGGAGACCAGCAGCUCCCUCUCCCACAUCGUGAGGAAUGACAGAACCAUGGCUGUGUCACAGGGAUAGCUGCUGGGCCUUCCGUCCCUGCCUGCCUGCCCUGCCUGCCAGCUUCCAGCCCAAAGGACAUGGCUUCCCGUGAGAGCGAGGGCUGCACGGACAGCUGGGCACCCUGGCCGACCAGCCCGGCCCCUGCUCUCACCCAUGCCUCAGUUUACCCAUUGGAGGGUGUGAUCUGCCCUAGCUGCCCUUUGGCUCCUGGGGGCCAGCUUGGUCCAAGGAGCUCCACACACCUCCCUCCCUUCUGCAUGCCCUUGGAAGUCCCAUUCCCCAGUGUCUCCUGCUGGAGCCCGCAGGCCAGCUGCAUCCAGCCUGCCUGGAGACAUCCUCUUACCCCCAGCAGUAGAGAGGGAAUGGGGUACUAGAUCAGCCCAGGGAUGCACAGCCAGAUGCACCCUGAGCUACACCAUCCCCUCUACAUUGUAUGCGUAUGUGUGCACAUCAACUCGCAGCCUCUUACAGAGAACUGUUGUCCAAUCCACGUCUGUGUUUUAGCAUUAAAACUCUGCUAGCUAGCUAAGCA